Molecule: messenger RNA, 1735 nt
Organism: Leguminivora glycinivorella
Lineage: Eukaryota; Metazoa; Arthropoda; Insecta; Lepidoptera; Tortricidae
Product: spondin-2-like
Exons: 11
Coding region: 23-1651 (542 amino acids)
Biological process (GO): cell adhesion
Cellular component (GO): extracellular matrix
Source: RefSeq, a predicted model, not a curated record
UGCAUACGAAAAUCUUUCCAAAAUGUUCACGUUUUUCAAUAUCGAUGUUUCUUUCUUCAUGAUUUUAAUAUUGCAAAGUGUCCUGGGCGACGAAAGUUGCCGAGUACCUUUAGGCAUUAAGACGUCCGCUCUGCCUCCUGACGAUCGCUUUAUAAUCGAUAUUAAUCCUCCGGUGGAUCAUUAUGUACCAGAAGAAUCUUACACCGUUGUCCUUAAAUCUACUGAUGGGAAGGCCAAGUUCAUAGGUUUCAGUAUAUGGCUGACGGGUAACACCGCAGAAAAUCCUGACAACCCAAGGAAACCGAAAUAUUUUCUGGCUGGCCGGUUAUUACCGGAUGACUCGCUGACGAAAUUUGGAGAUCGAGACUGUCCCAAUAACACAGUCAUUCAGACUAAUUUGGUCCCUAAAAGCUUAGUGCAGGCUAAAUGGAAAGCUCCGCCCAAAGACCAAGGCUGCGUGACCAUUCACGCGAUGGUGGCGAUCAGGAACGACAUGUACUACAGCGGUCUGACACGACGCGUGUGCGAGGAUGUGCGCAAACUUGAAGACAUGCCGCCGGACGAAAACCCUAAUUGCUCUGUCUGUGAGGAGGCCAGAUAUAAGAUGAUAUUCGAAGGCCUAUGGUCUUAUAAUACUCACCGACCCUUGUACCCCUUGUCAAACACGAGCUCGGCUUCAUUCAGUGAUAUAGUGGGAGCAUCACACAACAAAAACUUUAAUAUCUUUAUCAUCGACAAAGAGGCUUCCGAGGGAGUUAAAACACUUGCUGAACAGGGAAAUACUACAGUACUGGAGUUGGAUAUGCAGGAAAAGAUUGGCAACAGUGUCCGAAGCAUAAUUAAGGCAACUAGACCCCGCACUACAAAUGCGGCAACCUCCGCUAUAUUCCGCGUGAACCAGAAAUACCACCUAGUGUCAAUAGUCACAGCAAUUUUGCCAUCGCCAGACUGGUUCUUAGGGGCAGCCAACCUAGAACUUUGUGACGCGAGGAAUCCUAAUACGUGGUCACCAAAAAUCACUUAUAAUCUGUACCCGUUGGAUGCUGGAACAGACAAGGGGACGGACUUUAUUUCACCGAACGACAACCUCAUGCCUCCUCAAGCAAUAGGCAAUGUACGAUUUCAAAACCCUUCCAAAGAGAACAAGCCAUUCGCGAAGCUCCACUUCGAGCUCAUAAGAACAUUCAAACUCACUCCGUACUGUUUGACCAAUAAGACCGAGACCUCCGGUGAAGAUGAAGGCGAAGGCGACACCGACAAACCUAAAGAGGAUGAAGAAAACACUGAAAAUGAAGAUGAAGAAUCGAGUGUAAAAACUACCGUGUCCAGUACCAGUGAAGCAUCGCUAGUAACGGAUCCAGAAUCAUCAGCCGAGUGUCCUAUGUCAGCAUGGAGCGACUGGGAUGAAUGCGUGGGUAGUUGCGAGGACGGCAAGCGCAGAGGGCAGCACAAGCGGGAGCGGUACCAUUUGGUCAACAACCACCCCGUCGAGUAUGGGGACGACGAGGAAUACGAGAAGGUACCCGAAACCUGUAGAGAAAUAGAAGAAUUCAACUUUGAACUAUGCGAAGAAGACUGUGAAGAAACGUCGACAGCGGAGCCCGAAACACAGCAACGAGUUGCUCCAGGGAAAAGUUGGUGGUUCAAGUAAUUGACCCUAAUUUGAGCCAAAUUAAAACAACUUUAUGUCGACCGACAAAGAUUAAUUAAACAAGCGUGUGUUACAGUUAAUGAA